AUGCGUUGGCUCAUUUGGACUGCAGUCUCCACUCUGGUGAUGCUUCUAGCAAUGACUGAAGUGUCCGCAUCCAUUCGCACCCCUGAAAUUUCGACAAAGGGUUCGACAUCCGCUACUGCGUUUCGUGCCCGUUCACUUUCCAGCGAGUACAACAGCCUUGAGAAGAGAAGUCUGCGUGACAAGAGCAGUUCGUUAAUCACGGAAAGCGAAGAGCGGUCUAUCGCUGAAUCUCUUGCGAAUAAGGUCGUUAAUCGACUGUUCAAGACGCUUUACAAAAAGGAAAUGACACCAUUGACCUUUCGAGCAAAGAUGAUGGGGCGUGACAACUUCCUCGUUGGUGACUACAAAGUUUGGUGGGAUAAGGCUCGCGCGACAGGGACGAUUCCGAAGUGGAAGUUUCAGCGAAGUAAGUCUUACACAUAG
This is a messenger RNA of Phytophthora infestans T30-4, 423 nucleotides long. Its product is annotated as secreted RxLR effector peptide protein, putative. Bases 1 to 423 code for a protein of 140 amino acids. The transcript has a single exon. The record is from RefSeq and is a predicted model, not a curated record. Lineage: Eukaryota; Oomycota; Peronosporomycetes; Peronosporales; Peronosporaceae.